AUUAUGUUUCAUAUAUAAAUAUUUGAUGUGAAAUAAAAGCCCUAUUUCCCCUGAACAAAAGGAUAUAUAAUAACUGUGGGUGCAAUAAAGGAAUAUAAACCUGUUUAAAAUAUCUUUAGCUGACAAUAUAAGGUAUAAAAGGAAUAAAACGACAGUAACUUCGCACACGAACAAAUGGUCACAGCAGAUCAGAGUCUGGGUUUCCCAGUAUACGGCUAACAACACGAUGUCACAUCAAUUUCUUUUGGUCCUUUCUGUGUAUAGUCGGUCUUCUGAAUGAAAAGUUGUGCCCAUUACACUUUGCUCUUUAUUUCUCAAUAUUCUCUCUCCUAGAUCCUUCUAUGCUCAAUCACAUUGUUCAGUUGAACAAGAAAAAAACAAACAUGCAUUUAUGUAAGAAAAGAAAAAAUGCCUUUAUUUGUGUUUACAAGAUCAUACGAGAUGACAUGUGUUAUAUGAUCCAUCAUGGUCUGUACCCAUCACUGUAGCGAUGAUGAUUACUCUAUGGCUCAAAUAGAGGGACAGUUGCUUUUUGGCUCCCAGUAAAUCGUUAAUUACGAUUUAGUGAGUAACCUUAUUCCUUAAAAAUGAAACUUUAAAUUGACUCAUUUUACCCUCACAUUCCAGAACACAGUACAUCUGCUGCGACACGCUAUCAUUGUUUUAUUUCCUUAAAGUGUUUUUUCACUGUCUAGGGUCUUUGUUAUAAUUUGCAAAGACCCCCGACUGUGACAUCACAGCUGGUAGUUCAGUAGCCAUUCAGGGGAGAGGUGGGGGGCUGGUGGAAGGAGGUGAAAUUCCAACCGAUUUUAUAUUUCUCAAAUACUCAUUUUGGAUUUGGGGUGGCAGUGCCACUUUAAGGUAUUCUGCAAAAUGUUAUAUUUUUACAUUCUGAUGUGUAACACACCACAAAGUCAUGUCCCCCUUCCUCCUUCCCAAACCCUUCCCUCCCCAGUAAGGGCUCUCUUUUCUAUUCUAAUGUCCUGUUUUUCUACAAUACGACAAUAAAUGUGUUUAGGUAUCAGUCUGUAUAAAUACGAUACAUUGUUCUUGUUUUAACUUUCUAACUGUAUAUAUAUUUAGUAGUACGUCACCUACAAAUGUUCGGAACAGUCCCGGCCCUGGACACCCCCCACUCACACCCCUCUAUGUCCAUUUGAAAUGUUGGGAAGUAUGCAAAAUCCUGCCUUUAGUAUGAGGAUUCCUUGUGGAUUCCUCAAACGAAAUCUGUCCUGCCACAUAUCUACGCUACAUCCUGUCAGACAGCACUUUUCAUGUCCUGCACAUCACCAUGCAGAAGAGGCAAAUACUCAGGAAAUCGGGGUAGAUCUGGCAGUCCUAGCUGUUCAAUGAAUAAACAAAAGAUACAUUUAAAUAGUGACAAAUCCAAUUAGCCGUGCAGGCGAUGAAGGCCCUACUCCAAUGUAUUUACAGUCUUAAAAAAGUGGGGUAUAUUUCCAUGAAAUGCAAAAGGUACAAUGUAUCAAGGAGGGGAGAUAGUUGUCGUAAAUACUCCAAUGUGUUUACAGUCUUAAAAAAGUGGGGUAUAUUUCCAUGACAUGCAAAAGGUACAAUGUAUCAAGGAGGGGAGAUAGUUGUCGCAAAUACCAUGCAGUAAUAAAGUUAACUACAAAAACAAUCUGUAUGUAUUGGAAUGUCUCAUUGGGAACUGUGGAAGUAACAGUGUUUCUAUAACCCUCCCUCUUUACUCUUAAGCCAUUUGUUAUUUCACCUGGGGGAGAAGGGGUUAAUAUGUCUCUCAUCUGUACAGACUAACAUCUGGUAGUCAUCAGUAACCCCCAUCAUUAAUCCGUCCAUAGCAGAAGCCUUCUACAGCAGAUCACACAGCAUUACAGUUCCUUGUACAUUAAGGAGUUUCGGGUUUCAGAGAGAAGUUACACACUUUUUUUUAAAUCCUGGAUUUCUGGGAAAAGAAAUGAGAGGGGAGGAGAAGGAUCUGGGAUGUGCCUUACUAUAAGAAUUAGGGCAGCCAUGCGGUGGACAAGACAGGAUGCUGUGUAAGUUACAGGGGGACCUUGGUAUUAUACAGGGUAUGGCGAAUAUGGAGAGACACAAAUUGUGAUUUAUUGGCACAAGCAGACUAAUAUUCCUGACAACAGGCGCUUGUCAAUCCCCUAAUGCUUUCUAUUUAAAAUGCAUAAAAAUUACAGGCAGAGAGCAUUUGACAACUUUUGAUUUGAGUAUCUUUGAAAUCAUGCCUCUGAUAUUGUAGUCAGAAAGACUGGCUUUUUCUUACUGUUUUGUCGAAGCCUAUGCGGUUUACUCGCUAAACCAGGAUUUGUGGAAAAUUGACAAAAUAUGAAAAUUAUAGGCCCAAAUAUCCCAGCUGGAAAACUAGGAAAGUUGUAGAAUUUUUGCAGUUUAGCAUUUUUUUCCUUAAAUUUGUUUUAAAUGUUCUUCAGGGCUCAAUCAGUAGCAGGGGGUUAUUUACCUCGUUAGGAAAUUGCAAAUUUAAUUACGAUAUAGCUGAACUGAAAACGUAGUCACUGACGUGACUAAUAUUUAUGUUUUGGACUAGAAUGUGCAAAUAUCCUUUGGAAUUACUGAAAAUUCACAGGUUUAGACAAUAACGCUGCUUGUCAGUUCUCAACUAAUAGUGAAUUAAUCCAGAAAUAUGUGUCUGUUUGUCGACCCAUUGUACAGUGCUGCAGAAUUUGUUGAUGCUUUAUAAUUAAUAGUAAUAAAUAUCAAUUAUUGCAACCAAUUUUGAUUUUAGCUGCCAACUGUGUUCAAGUAAGAUUUGAAAACACUGCUGUUUUUUUUUUUUUUUUUUAUAUAUGUAUGUGGAAUUUUUUACAAAACAACUACUUUGGAUUUAAUUAUUUGGAUAAACUUUUCAAAUUAUCACAAUCUGUUAGAAAAUAAAAUGUUUUUACUUAAAUUCCAGUCGACUUUAAUGGUCUCUACUGUAGAUAAAUCAUUUGAAGUUUUUUUUUCUUUUUUCUAAAAGAUUGUGUUAAUUUAAAAAGCUUUAUCUAAAAUAAUGUAAUCAAGGCCUACAUGUUCCUAAGUACUGAUGGUGGCAAGGCUAAUAGAUUUAAAGCUAUCAUGCACCAUUGUUAAAUGUUCAGAUUCACUAUUGGGAAAAAACCUGUAUUCAGAGCUUCCAAUGAAUGAGAGAUUACUAUUUAGAUUCUGUAAGCCUGUAACCGCAGCCGGUUCCCCUAUUUACCACUAUAACGUCUUAAAGCACAGAACUUAGCAGGGCUAACCGUACAGAUAUUUUAGCCAUAAUAUUACAUAGUUAGCAAGAGUUCCUCUAUUUAAAAUAUAUAAAUAAUUGAGAAUACAAUAUAAAAUAGGGAUUGUCUUAGAAGCAAUAAAGUUUUGACUUUUUAAAUAUUUUAUUAAAUAUAAAUAUAGGCAAAUAAAACCUUAAUAAUCCAUUACAAUAAUUUAUAGCAGAAUGUAUAAGAUUAAACUAUAUGGUUGCAAAAUCAGUAACAGAAUAUACCCUUCUGAACAUGUCAACCUCAGGCAGCUUCACUCUCUCCACAAUUCACUCCUCUGUGUCCUAAUAUUAAUAAGUACACAUAUUUAUACCUUAGAUGUUCAAUUAGGUCAUAUUAGGACUUACCUUAACUUGGCAAAGAUACGAGGCCAUAACUUGGUCAUUUCACAUGGUAAUAUCUUAUCUAUGUUUAGACUAAAAUGUAAGGGUACACAUUACAUGGGAAAUUCCCUGACUUGUUGUUACAUUAACCUAGGACAAAAUGGCGUCCUAAAAUCUGCACACCAUAUUCACUGAAUAUGGGUAUAUGAAAAACAAUAUUUUCCAUUUCUAACAAAUUGUCAGUUUGCAAAAUCUCUUUAAAAAAAAUAAUAAAAAUGUAUUCUUUAUUUUGUCUCAGAAAAACGGUAGACAUAUCGGAGGGUAUACAAUAUGGCAAGGACAGUGAUAAUACAAGAGUUGCAUAAAAACAUAGUGCAAAGAGUCAUACAUCAGACAAGGUUGUGUAUACAUCAAACGUGGUACAAGCGUUUCAGUUCAAAAUCUCUUAAAGAAAAAGUACACAGCUGAAGAAAUACAUCUUUUCAUUCUAAAAUCUUGUCAUAUUUGCACAUGCACAUAACAGGCCUAGAUAUCAAAGACAGUGGUGAUGAUACAGUGAUCUUGUUAGAAAUUAAAUCUUUCCGUUAAUGACCUUUAAACACGCUGUAUACCUGGGGAUGUGGUCUCGAAAUGACAUAUACUUCCUGUACAUUACUGCCAUGCUGGCAUGGUGUAUCAGCCGCGUUUUCAUAUAAAACCUUAUAAUUGGUUAUGGGUGUUUUUUCUGGUGUGCCAAAUAUGAAACAUACGGAAGACGAGGCAGGAGGGACAUGGAACGGAAUUCCAAAUUUCUAACUGCACGGUAAUGUGAAAACUAUGGGACCUAUUCAGUAUGAAUGAGACUUGUUCCAUAAAUUCGUUUCAGAUUCAAAAAAAGGCAGAUUUGGUUAUUUCUCUUAUAGUAACAACAACCCAAACCUAAACACCAGCAAACCCUCCUUGUAACAACACUAUGUGUUUCUUAUGUUAUAUAGCAGGAACAUUUACUUACUGUUUCUUUAACUAUUUGGUUUUAAUUCAGUUUUAGUUCAUCUGGGUUAAUUUCAGAGGAAUAUUGUCAGCGGAAUUGAGUGAAUCGAUUGAAAUGAUGGUGGGAAGGAAUUCCUGGAUAAAUCACAUUAAAGGGUUACUCUAAAUACCAUCACCACUUUGCAUUGAGCCCAAUGAGCCUACUCUCAAUACUGCAAGUGACGUAGAAAUGGCUGCAGCUCUAACACAGCCAAUAAGAGUUGCCCGUUAGACACCUCCCCCCCCAUAAGAGUUUAAGGGUUCCUGUUUUAAUUUUUUUCAAUAUGUAACUUGGACUGAGCAUUGCUGAAAGCUGCGCUAAACAGGGAACUGGGCUAUGGAUAAACUGAUAGCAGCAGUGGAAUGGCCAUUAUUCGUUUACAGAGCAGCCCCACUCAUCAAAAUCCAUGAAAGGAACCGGUCUUGAUAAUAAACCACUUAUGCCAUAGACCCCUGCUAUGCAAUGUGGGAUCAGAGUUUCUUUGUGAUAAUGAAAGGGUCAGUCUAUAGCUGCAGGCAGGGAAACUGGGAAAGCAUUCAUCUUUUAUUCUGCACUUUAUUUAUUUGUUUGUUGCAUUUUUUUAUGCAUUAUCUUUCUAAUCUAUUCAUAACAGAGGGACAUUUUUACCACAGAUGUUGUCUUUAAAUCAGUUUAUCUCAAACAUUUUUUCAAAUUAUUUCCCCAAAACAUUUUCCGCGUUGUGUACCACAGUUCUAUCAUUUAAGACAUAUAUUCAGUAUCAUUGUUCCCCCACCUGAGUAAACACUAUUGAAGCAUUUAUUGGGGUGAAUAAUGCUAUGGAACUACAACCACUUACAUGUUCAGGGUGGCAGUGUCUGCCAUGAUGCUACAGGCACACUCAUGCAGAGUGAAACAUAGAAUGUGACAGCAGAUAAUAACCAUUCGGCCCAUCUAGUCUGCCCAAUUUUCUAAAUACUUUCAUUAGUCCCUAGCCUUAUCUUAUAGUUAGGAUAGCCUUAUGCCUAUCCCAUGCAUGCUUAAACUCCUUUACUGUAUUAACCUCUACCACUUCAGCUGGAAGGCUAUUCCAUGCAUCCACUACCCCCUCAGUAAAUUAAUACUUCCUGAUAUUAUUUUUAAACCUUUGUCCCUCUAAUUUAAGACUAUGUCCUCUUGUUGUGGUAGUUUUUCUUCUUUUAAAUAUAGUCUCCUCCUUUACUGUGUUGAUUCCCUUUAUAUAUUUAAAUGUUUCUAUCAUAUCCCUGUCUCGUCUUUCCUCCAAGCUAUACAUGUUGAGAUGCAUGCACACGUAACUAUCUGUACAGAAAUGCCAUACAUGCAUGUGCAUGAUCUGCAUUUCUUCAAUAGAGCCGUAUGCAUGCAUGUUACAUAUAAGUGGCACUGCUGGAGAUACGUAGUUUACAUGCUAUACCUGGCUUACAAUAAAAAUAAAACAAAAUGCGCAUCCCGUAGGUAAUGUUUUUUUUAGCUUUUGAUUGUGCAGAUAUCUGAGUACGCCGAAAUGCUUUAUGUAUUAUGUGUUAUGUGAAUGCUUUAUGUAUUAUGUGUUAUGUGAAUGCAUUAUGUAUUAUGUGUUAUGUGUUGUGUGAAUGCUUUAUGUAUUAUGUGUUAUGUGAAUGCAUUAUGUAUUAUGUGUUGUGUGAAUGCUUUAUGUAUUAUGUGUUAUGUGAAUGCGUUAUGUAUUUUGUGUUAUGUGUUGUGUGAAUGCUUUAUGUAUUAUGUGUUAUGUGAAUGCAUUAUGUAUUAUGUGUUAUGUGUUAUGUGAAUGCAUUAUGUAUUAUGUGUUAUGUGUUGUGUGAAUGCUUUAUGUAUUAUGUGUUAUGUGAAUGCAUUAUGUAUUAUGUGUUGUGUGAAUGCUUUAUGUAUUAUGUGUUAUGUGAAUGCGUUAUGUAUUUUGUGUUAUGUGUUGUGUGAAUGCUUUAUGUAUUAUGUGUUAUGUGAAUGCUUUAUGUGUUAGAGUGUUUCUUUAAUGUACCAACGGUGUGUAAUCAAUUAAGCUGUUUUCUAUAAACUAUAGGUUUCUCUCGGAAUCCUAACCCGAAUGAAUAGCUCCAUUUAUCUUUUUAUGAAUGAGACUGCGUGAGUUAUUCGCGACAUAUAUGGUGAGCACAUGUCUUGUGUGCAACAGAAGGAACGCCCAUAAGUUACAGGGACAGCUGCACUUUUUUGUAUAGUUGCUCAAAAACAGUGUGACAAAAAACUAGCGCCCAAAGACACCUUACACCAUAACCACCUCAGAUAGCUGUAGUGGAUAGAGUACUACGUGUGUCUCUUAAGAUCUCAGCCGUGAGCAUAGCACGAGGCAACCCAGAUGUCCGAAUUUGUGAAAUAAUUAAUAUUCUACGAUUAUUACUCGUCUUCAUUAGGAACAUCAACGUUUGAAAAAAAAAAAACAACAACCCUCUUUUUAUAAUAAGUAUUUUCUUGCAAUGCUAUCAUGUUCCUUUAACUAGAAUGAGUUACAGAAAGGCUUGUAAUGUGGAAAUGCAGCCUACAUAAUCUUACGUAAUCGCUGAGGUUUAUAAGCAUUUUUUUUUCUAAAUCUUUUUUUUUGGCAAAUAUUGUAAGAUCCUGUGAGUCACGUAUCCCAUUGACUCAUCUGAAUUUCAACAGAUAUUUUGGUCGAGUUUCUCUGUACCCUGGAUAAACAGUAACAUUCUUACUUAAUAUUUUAUUUCAGUGAAUGUCGCUAUCUUGCAGGACCUGCGGAUGGUUCGUUUACUAGUUUUUAUUGUCUUCCUUCUUUUCUUUCUUUUUAGAAUCGCUAACUCAGACCAUCAGCUGUCAUAUUAACAGGGUUAACAUGAAGGACUCCUUUUGCCUUUAGCUGAUACGGGUUUAUUAAUAAUUCUAUUUUCUUUUCUUUAACCAGAUCGCUAUUUUAACUAAAGGACUGCAGCUUAAUUAAUUGUAAGUAUGCUUAUUUGUAAAAAAAAUAAAAAUAAAUAUGAGAUGCAAAUUAUUUUACCCAACAAUAGAAAUUGCAAAUAAUCGUCAACGAAAGAAAAGAAAUGGCAAUUUCUGUUAUACAAUAUCAGAGCUAUUUUCUGAGAAUUGUAAGUUUAAGGCCAAACUAGUUGAUCUGAGAAUAUAAUGGACUUAGAGAAUCUUUAAAAUUUGGUCUAAAAUCUGCAAUUCUAUGUAAAAUUCAGGGCAGUUCUCUGUUUAGUGAAUAACUAUAACAUUUCCGAUACUCCAACAAUUCUCCACAAUUUGACAAUUUAGAGAAUAAAUCAUAUGCUAUAGAAUCUUAUAAAAAAUGUUCGUAAUAUUUUCUUUCUAGGAAUUUUUAGUGAAUUUAGAUUGUAGCGUAUGUAAAACUGAACUGCAAAAUAUUGGCUUAAGCUGCGCCUGGAACUGAUUAAGAGAAUUUUUACAAUUCAGCUAUUUUUGGCUACGUUUUGAAACUUGGUUUUCAAUUCACUAGAAAUAGAUAUUUAGGGAAUACAUCCCGGUAUUUUUAUGCUAACCUUCUAGAUCUUUAUGUCAUUUUAAGGUACAGUUCCAUGUGGAUCCAAAUUACAUGAAUGGCGUCAUGUUACAACAGGUUAUAAAAUAGGAUAAAAAUCAUUGCCCCAUCCAAGGUACCUCCUUGGUGUGAUUGCAAAGCUCGCUAAAAUCUCACAUCUUCAGAUUUUGUUUCAAUUUAUCAUUUUUAUUGACAGAUUAAUUUUACAGCUGUGAAAUGUUAUCACGAACAAGGUAGAUAGAAGCAAAAUGGUUCAAUUAAUAACAGUCAAAUUACUACAUAUUUUGCCGCUAAACGUCUAGUAGCCUUAUCCAUUCAUAACAUUUCAUAAACAGUAGAAAAAAGGAGGAAUCAGAAAGGGGUGAAAGAAGAUUAGGUACGGACAGGAAAGUUUGUGAUUUUGUUGUCUAUCUAGGCUGUCAGUUGUACUGAGUUGUAAUUCUAGCACGUAUCUAUCAGUGUAUGACAUAGGAUUGCUUGCAUUAUUAUAAACUUACCCGGAUCAUUUUGUAGACUGUUUGCCCAGGGAUGUCGUUAAAAAAUAGAACUUGUGCAUUUAUAUACACGCACUAUUAAUCACAUUUAUCUUGAUUUUCUCAAUUUGAACUUCUAUGACAUCUAAUCUAUUUAAAUGUUUAACAUUAUGUUUCUUCUGUACCUACCUAAAGAAUUUAGGUUUUUUUUUUUUUAAACUUGAAUUGGAACGAUAUUUUACCCUUAAGAUAAACUUUGUUUAUUCUUUGCCUCUCUAAACAUUAACUGGUUACGUCAAACAUUAUGAGCACUACAGCGCGAGUAUCCUGGUACGUACCAGGGUAAUAGGGCAGACUAUUUAGCAAGGGAUUGCCCUCUUACCUGGUACAGGUACAGCCAAGCCUCCUGAAAAAUCACUGAAGUAGUUAUGGUGCUUGGAGUGACACUUUAAUAAAAACAAACAACAAAAUCACAGAACCAUCAGUUCAAAAGGUUAUCAUAAGCUAAUCUUAGUUGAUAAUAGACUUGAAUUUUCAGAUAAAAUCUUGCUGAACGAAGUUAUCUGCUUGUUAAACAUUGAUCUUUCUUUUUACUUUUAGACACCCACGAAUGAUGGCUUGGUAGAUUUUGGAAAUACACCGUAUUGGAAAUGGUAGAAAUCGGACUAACUCAAUUUUUGGUUCUCUUGGGGACUCUGAUAUUUGCGGAGUCCCAGAACCUGAUUAAGAAUACCAAGGAGCAAAAAUCAGGAGGACGUUUAAUAAUAAGUGAGGUCAACGCCGAUAACCCUGGACUUGAUACAACUGAGUUUGUGGAGCUUUUUCACACCAGUAGGCAAAAUGUUUCUCUUGAUGGUUACACGUUGGUAUUCUAUAACGGCAAAACUAACAUGGCAUAUAAGGUGCUGAAUCUUACUGGUCUAUCUACAGAUAACAGAGGAUUCUUUCUAAUUGGCUCCCUAAUGGUAAACCCUCGACCUUCUAUCAUUGUACCAUCCAACACCAUCCAGAAUGGUCCAGACGCCAUUGCUCUUUAUUUUGGGGAUGGAACUUACCGCGAAAACAUGAAGGUGACUAAUAAAAGUCUAGAGGAUGCCUUGGUUCAUAAGGCAAAACCCACAGAACAAGCUGAUGUUUUACAAAAUAUUCUGACGCCUGGCAUUGAGGCCUUCUUAGAAGAUGCCAGCUUUCAUAGUGCGGAUGAGUCUAUCGGGCGGUGCAUGGAAAUGGAUGGCCAAUGGACUUUUCGAAUGACACACGUGUCUCCGGCUAGUGAAAACUACUGCAAAGGCUACCCAGCUGUAGUGAUAAACGAAGUGUCUUCACCUUAUGCCCAGGAUUUGUACGUAGAGAUCCGGGGACCUCCCUCUGCUCACCUUUCUGACCUGGUGCUGGCAUUCAUUCGUGGCGAAGACCAGGAAUUAUACCAUACGGCAGAUAUUAGUGGUCACACCAACAAAAUGGGUUUUUAUCUGCUGGAAAAUGAAAAUGCCAGUAAUCGUGGUAAGCGUAUUUAUCUUUCCUGGCCAACUUGGCAGCAUCACUAAUGGAUUAAACUCCCUACUCAGCAGUCAGGACACGAAGGACAUUACCUCACAGCUUGAAUUACAAUUUUUCACAACUUUCAGUUACAUACGCAUGCUGUAUAGUGCUACGGAACUUGCAGGCGCUAUAUAAAUAAUAAAAUUUUUAUUCUAUUUCUUUUCCCAUGGAAUAUCCUAACCAACAGAACAUUACCAACUAGUACAUGUGUGUUGAUGUUUAGCAUGUUGCAAUACUUAAACUAUGCGCAUGCAGUUUAAAGGGACACCCUAAACCAGGGGUGACCAAAAUGUAGAUCCACUGAUGUUUUACAAUUACAGCUUCCAUGAUGCUUUGUCAUUCCAAAGCAGUCUAAAAGACAUGCAAAGCAUCAUGGGAGUUGUAGUUCUACAACAUCUGGUGAUCUAGAUUUUGGGCACCCCUGCCCUAAGCUCUGUAACACAGAGAGCUUAUUGUAGUGGUGAUGGUGCCACAAGGCUAUCAUCUGGCUGAGAAUUCUAUGAGUUGUAGAGCACAGCAAUUACAACAUUGUUAUCUUUCUAAUACUUUGUAUUAGUGUGUUUAUGAAACGCAAUCUCAUAUCACUCUUCCAGGUGCGCUAUAAACAAUUUCUCACACUUUCCUUUGCUUUGCCAUUUACUCUGCAGCUCAGCAAACACUGCCAGAAUCGGUUCGAUUGUUCAGAAAGGGUGGUGGAGCAGUGGCUUUAUAUCUGGGGAAAAAAAGUGGAAAUUUACUAAAUACUCGUUUUCCAACCAGUGGUUUAGUCGAUGCCGUGGUAUAUGGCGAUUACGAGGAUAUGGGUCCACACCCACUUCAGGAUUUGACCAUGGGAGAUCCCAUCAUAUAUUGGCAUAGUGGGUAAGGAAGAAAUGAAAAGUCCCUAAUUGUCCCAAAAAAUCAACAUUUGCAGUCUAUAAACAUUACUGAAAAAAAUAUUUUAUUCCAGUAAACUCUCUGUAUGAGAAAAUGUAAGUUAUGUAACUUGUAAUAUGUUUAUGGGCAACUGAACCAGGGCAGCAGGCUCCUCCCUCAAUACUUUCUGAUUUAAAGGGACAGUGUAGGCACUAUAACCAUUUAAUCUCAUUGAAUUGGUUAUAGUGUCUGGAGUCCCCAGGCACUGUCCCUCUAUUCAGUGUUAAACCAUUGUCACACAGUUUAAAACUGAAUAAGGGUACCUGGCCACUCACAGCCCGGCCCCUACUGGAGGUGUGGCUAAGGUGAAAAUUAGGCACUUCCUUCUAUAUAUUUAUACCAGAAAUGGGCACUGUGAUAGGCUGAAAGUAGUCAGCUGAAACUCUCAGCCAAUCACAGCUGCACAUUGCUGCCCAGACUAAUGUUUCCUCAUUAGUAGGACAGCGGGAUGUGCUGUUAGGGACCUUUGUUUAGCAUUAAAACGUUAACCACGAUUUUACACUGAAUGGAAGGAUGUCACUAGGGGAGAUAUUAACAACAAAUUCUGCAUGAUGUCAUCUAGUUACCACCCUUUUCUGUCCAUAAUAGUUUCAAUUACCAUUCCUUCCCACAUGUUUACACUGCUGUCAUGGUCUGCAGCAUGAUCUGUCCGUUACAAUAUCUGCAGAACUCUUGUCUCUUUCCGUCAGAAUCUGCUGCACCUGUAGGGUUACCCAAUUGGGAUAUCUCUUUAGUAGAAUUUUUAUUUAUUUCACUCUCUUUGGCCAGAUGUCCUUAGCUAAUGUCGAUAACAGAUGACUAAACACUUAAAAAUGUUUAAUUUCCCACUUUAAAAAUACUAAAUAUGCGAUUUAUUCACACCAUAUUUUUCCCAUUUCAUAGAGAUGUAAACAUUUCUGCCAGCCGCUGUAAUGCCACGACAGGAGGACCGGCGUUCUUCAUGCUUAGAGGGAACUCCCCUGGCCAGACCAACGACUGCCCUUCAGAGAACAAACCUCGCAAUUUCUCCAUUUGUUUCAGGGUACCGGGUAAGUGUAACUCCAUAUAAACAUAGAACACACUGUCUGCAAGGGUUAUCACAGCAACUACGCAGUGCAGAACAUUCCAAUAACCCGACAGAACUUUGGUCAUUUGCAAAGUAUGUUAUUCGUUUUCGACAUUUGAGGCUGAUAUAGUAGACUGAGGUUUUCAUGACCUAUACACUUUAAGAGCAGUAUGGGCGCCACGCUUACUGACCGACAUUGGAAGAAGAUUCAUAAUUAAGCUCAUCAGGGUACACUCAGUACCACGCAACAAGAACUGAAUUAUAAAUUGAUCACAUGCUUGUAUGGGACACCUCCAGGAUCCAUCGCAUGUUUGAAGCGACAUCAGUGACGUGCUGGAGGUGUGGAAUUGAGGAGGUACGAAUCUGCACAUCUGGUGAUCUUGUAGCAAGAUUACCACAUUCUGGAAAGGGGUACAUGGCAAGAUCUCUGAAAUUCUUCUUACUGGUUUACCAAUGCAACCUUUGCCGAUGCUUCUGCGUCAUACAAAACUACCGUUGUCUACAUACAUGAAAUCCCUAACUAGACAUUUAUUGAAUGCGGCUAAAUUUCUGAAUACAGCAGUGGAUGGAUAAGGUGGAGGAAAUAUAUGACAUGGAGUCUCUUACAGCAUCUCUACAUGGGACAUCAGAACCUUGCGUGCAGCUGUGGACAACUUGGAGAGACUAUUUGUCUCGUUGGGCCUCUGGACCGGGUGGGUAGUGGGUGGCAUAACAUAUGCAAUCUCUGAGAAAGAUGUGCAGAUUAUUUCUGAUUGACUUAGUACUGGGGGGGGGAGUGCGGAAGGGAGCUCUAUCUCUACAGAAAGACAAAUAUGGUGUGUGACUCCUGGAGGUGACAACUCUCCACAAUUAAUGGACCAUUCAAAAUUUUUACUACAUGUAUCUCUUUGUAUUGGAUCUGAUAAUUGCUGUGGACCAUGUACUCUACAUGUUGGAGAUGUUGUGUUACAACAAACUACAAAAUACAAAGUAAAUAUAAAAAAAAUACUCAUCAUAAGUAAAGAUAUCAUGAGAAAAAGUAAAGACUAGUUUGUAUUAUUGUUAAGGGACAAUAUAAGCACCAACACUUUAGUGAAUGAAGCAGUUUUGGCGUAUAGAUCAUGCUCCUGAAGUCUCACUGCUCAAUUCUCUGCCAUUUAGGAAUCAAAUAUCUUUGUUGGUACAGCCUCAGCAACACCUCCCUGCAAGUAACCUACACAGUCUACCUCCAUAUUUCCUGUAAAGAGAUAUCUAAUGUUUAAACUUCCUUUGUUGCACAGUCUGUUUAAUUUAGAAUUUGUAUCUCCUGCUCUACUAAUAUCUUGCUAGAACCUCCCAUGUAUGAUUAAAGUUCAACUAACAGAGCAGGAGUAAACACACAUCAGAUAUGAUUGAAAAUGAGCAGGAGCUUUCCAUUUGAUACUUUUCAUGCUUUUUUAUGCCGAAGAUAUUAUCUAUAAACACCCCGGGGCUUAAUACUAAUAAGAAAAUAAAUCGUUUGUAUAAUUCCUUGGUAGAUCAUAAUAUCCAAGUUGCUUUUCUACAGGAAACUCAUUGGCUUAAAGACUCUAGGCAAAGAUGGGGUGGAGACAACUAUCCAAUAAUUAUACACGCCUCUCUAGUAGAAAGGAAAAAAAGAGGGGUAGCACUAGUAUUUAAUAAAGACCUUAAAAUGGACGUGAUACAUUUGGAACUGGAUCCUGACGCUAGGUUUAUUAUUCUGGUCUGUAACAUCAAUGAUAAGAUCUAUACGUUGGUUAAUGUAUAUCUCCCCAAUGUUGACCCUAUGACUAAAUUUUCCAUAAUUAUGGAUAAAGUUGAUAAGAUCUCUAAGGGUUCUUUGAUUAUUGUUGGUGAUUUCAAUUGUGUUAAUGAUCCUAAAUUGGAUAAAUCAACAAUAAUUUCAACUAUAAAUAAUAAAAGAAUUAAUAAACAGGCCAAAAAAUUACAGAAUAUUUGUAAACAAUUUAACCUAUAUGAUAUUUGGAGAUUAAUACACCCAUUUCAAAGAGAUUAUUCCCAUUUCUCUAGUGUACAUGGUACCUACUCAAGGAUUGAUUACUGUCUAGUUGACUCAAAUACAAUCCCCCUUUUUAAUUCUAUUGAGAUUAAGGAGAAUCCCUGGUCCUUCCAAUGCCCCGUACCACCUGGAGACUGAAUGACUCCCUUAUUAAAAAUGAUUACAACAGGGAGGAGUUGUCUAAGCUAUUAGAAUACUUUUGGUCUGAAAAUAAUCCAGUGGAUACAUCCCCUAUGAUUAAUUGGUGUACUCAUAAGUCUGUCAUGAGGGGCUAUUUAAUUAAAAUAGGUCAUAAUUAUAAGAAAAGGAAUGGUAAGAAUCUAAAGGAUUUAUAUAUUGAAUUUUACUCAUGCUCCCAUCUAAAUAAACAACAUCCUGCGCCAGAGUUGAGGACUCGUCUAAACCAUUUAAAACAACAAAUAAACUCAAAGGAGGAAGAAAAGAUUAAGUUUAAUAUAACUAAGUUAAAGUUAAAUAAUUAUCAUAUGGGUAAUAGAGCUAGUAAAAACUUAACAAAAGACUACAAAAUCAUUAUGCUAGGAAUAGGAUAGAAAAACUGGUCAUCGACCAAUUGGUCUAUUCCACUCCUUCCUUAAUAGGUCAAAAAUUCAAUCAAUUUUAUCAAGAAUUAUACAAUUUAAAUUUAUAUCCCAAAACAAAGGAUAUUAAAAAUUAUUUACAUAAUACAAUAAUUCCAAAAGUUAUCUCACAAGAUUUAGUAGUUUUAAAUAAUAAAAUUACUAUGGAAGAAGUCAAAUAUCAAAUAGAAAGACUCCCCAUAAAUAAAACUCCGGGGCCUGAUGGCUUCACAAAUUUAUAUUAUAAAUACAUGAAGUCACAUUUACUAAAUCCUAUCACUCAAUUCUUUAAUCAAUUGGCUGAAAAUACCACCAUUCCAAAAGAAUUGUUACAAUCUAAUCUCGUUCCCAUACUGAAACAAAAUAAGGAUAGUACAGACCCGUGUAAUUACAGACCGAUUGCGUUAAUUAACGUAGAUAUGAAGUUAUAUUCAGCUAUUAUAGCCGAGAGAAUUAAAAGUAUUAUACCUAAUCUUAUUCAUCCUGACCAGAUCAGGUUUAUCCCUGGAAGAUAUGCAUCAAAUAACUCCUGUAGAUUGAUUGAUAGUAUUGACUGGUCAAAUAGACAUACAGGGAGUGCAGAAUUAUUAGGCAAAUGAGUAUUUUGACCACAUCAUCCUCUUUAUGCAUGUUGUCUUACUCCAAGCUGUAUAGGCUCGAAAGCCUACUACCAAUUAAGCAUAUUAGGUGAUGUGCAUCUCUGUAAUGAGAAGGGGUGUGGUCUAAUGACAUCAACACCCUAUAUCAGGUGUGCAUAAUUAUUAGGCAACUUCCUUUCCUUUGGCAAAAUGGGUCAAAAGAAGGACUUGACAGGCUCAGAAAAGUCAAAAAUAGUGAGAUAUCUUGCAGAGGGAUGCAGCACUCUUAAAAUUGCAAAGCUUCUGAAGCGUGAUCAUCGAACAAUCAAGCGUUUCAUUCAAAAUAGUCAACAGGGUCGCAAGAAGCGUGUGGAAAAACCAAGGCGCAAAAUAACUGCCCAUGAACUGAGAAAAGUCAAGCGUGCAGCUGCCACGAUGCCACUUGCCACCAGUUUGGCCAUAUUUCAGAGCUGCAACAUCACUGGAGUGCCCAAAAGCACAAGGUGUGCAAUACUCAGAGACAUGGCCAAGGUAAGAAAGGCUGAAAGACGACCACCACUGAACAAGACACACAAGCUGAAACGUCAAGACUGGGCCAAGAAAUAUCUCAAGACUGAUUUUUCUAAGGUUUUAUGGACUGAUGAAAUGAGAGUGAGUCUUGAUGGGCCAGAUGGAUGGGCCCGUGGCUGGAUUGGUAAAGGGCAGAGAGCUCCAGUCCGACUCAGACGCCAGCAAGGUGGAGGUGGAGUACUGGUUUGGGCUGGUAUCAUCAAAGAUGAGCUUGUGGGGCCUUUUCGGGUUGAGGAUGGAGUCAAGCUCAACUCCCAGUCCUACUGCCAGUUCCUGGAAGACACCUUCUUCAAGCAGUGGUACAGGAAGAAGUCUGCAUCCUUCAAGAAAAACAUGAUUUUCAUGCAGGACAAUGCUCCAUCACACGCGUCCAAGUACUCCACAGCGUGGCUGGCAAGAAAGGGUAUAAAAGAAGAAAAUCUAAUGACAUGGCCUCCUUGUUCACCUGAUCUGAACCCCAUUGAGAACCUGUGGUCCAUCAUCAAAUGUGAGAUUUACAAGGAGGGAAAACAGUACACCUCUCUGAACAGUGUCUGGGAGGCUGUGGUUGCUGCUGCACGCAAUGUUGAUGGUGAACAGAUCAAAACACUGACAGAAUCCAUGGAUGGCAGGCUUUUGAGUGUCCUUGCAAAGAAAGGUGGCUAUAUUGGUCACUGAUUUGUUUUUGUUUUGUUUUUGAAUGUCAGAAAUGUAUAUUUGUGAAUGUUGAGAUGUUAUAUUGGUUUCACUGGUAAUAAUAAAUAAUUGAAAUGGGUAUAUAUUUGUUUUUUGUUAAGUUGCCUAAUAAUUAUGCACAGUAAUAGUCACCUGCACACACAGAUAUCCCCCUAACAUAGCUAUAACUAAAAACAAACUAAAAACUACUUCCAAAAAUUUUUCAGCUUUGAUAUUAAUGAGUUUUUUGGGUUCAUUGAGAACAUGGUUGUUGUUCAAUAAUAAAAUUAAUCCUCAAAAAUACAACUUGCCUAAUAAUUCUGCACUCCCUGUAAUGUUCCCCUCCUGGCCCUGUCAUUAGACGCCGAAAAAGCGUUUGACAGGGUCGGGUGGGGGAUAUUUAAGUGAAGUCCUGAAGGCAUUCGGAUUCACGGGAUGGAUAUAUGGUGCUAUUUUAGCCCUAUAUUCCUCCCCUUCAGCCAGAACAGUGGGCCCGAAUAUAACUGCAGGUUGGUUUGAUCUCAAAAAUGGUACUAGACAGGGGUGUCCCCUUUCACCUUUACUGUAUGUUUUAUCACUUGAACCUUUAGCUAUUAACAUUAGGAAUAACCCAUUAAUUAGUGGUGUAAAAUUAAAAUUACUUGACGCUAAAAUUUCUUUAUAUGCGGAUGAUGCUUUAAUCACCCUGUCUUCCCCUGAAAAAUCACUGCGGCCUUUAAUGUUUGAAAUUGAGAGAUACUCUAGUAUAUCUAAUUUUAAGUUAAAUAUCUCAAAAUCAAUAGCUUUAACCAUUAAUAUGCCUUCAGAAAUGGUUGAUAAUUUAUCCCAGAAUUAUAAAUUUAGCUGGACAGACAAGGAAUUAAAUUAUUUGGGUCUAACGAUCCCUGUAAAUACUCCGAAUAUAAUGGAGAGAAAUGUUUUAAUUUUAAUGAAAAAUAUGAACCUUAAAUUAAAAAAAUGGCAAAACCUGGAAACUUCGUGGAUAGGCAGAAUUAAUAUUAUAAAUUCCUAUAUUCUACCUAAGUGGCUAUAUUUUUUCUCUAUGGUUCCAUUAAAAAUGCCUAAGCCUUGGCUAGCAAUGAUUCAAUCAAGUUUUAAUAAAUUUAUUUGGAAGAAUAAAAGACCCAGAAUUAAUCAAAAAAUUCUUUCUAAAAAACUAUCUCAAUGUGGUCUUGGCUUUCCUAGUAUUUUAUAUACGUAUUAUGCAAAUAUUAUUCGGCAUACUUACAUUCUUCAAGAUCCACAGGUUCGCAGGCAGCCAUGGUUUAUAUUAGAGCCGGAAGCUGCCCAUUCUUCUAGACUAUAUCACUAUAUGUGAAUGGAUAUUAAAGAGAUUUCGAAACAGCCCAAAAAUUGGUUUCCUUCCACAUUGCUUCAAACUCUAGAGGAUUGGGCAGAAAUUCAGAAAAUGUUGAAUAUUGUACAAUUAAUACCAAGAUCCUGUAGUCUUAAUAUUUUGGAGGGUAUAAUAGAGGAUUUUUCACUGACUUCUUGGGGUAAUAUUGACUCUCUAAGUAUCUCAGAUCUCAUGCAAGGAGAUAAUAUUCUGUCUUUUCAACAGAUCGUUGAUAAUAUACAUAUCUCUCCUAGAGAGAUAUUUACUUAUCUUCGUAUCAAACAUUUCAUACAGAAAUGUGUUAUUCCAAUGUCUUUUCCCUUCGCUAAGAAAUUGGAAGCUUUAUUUUGUUACCGAAUGCUUUCUAAGGUUACUUCUGUUGCUAACUCUUUGCUUGAUGAAACUAAGAUAAUACCACAUAAACUGAUUAACAUCUGGGAGAAGGAAUUAAAUUUGACGAUUCCCUUUAAUGACUGGCUAGCCUCUUUAAUAAAAGUAAAUAAAUAUAUACAUUGUCUAACCCUGACCGAGUGCCAUUUUAAGGUAGUUCAUAGAUGGUAUUUCACUCCAACAAAAUUGACAAAAAUGUAUCAAUCAUAUGAUUCCACUUGCUGGAGAUGUGGCUUGUCUCUGGGCACAUAUAUGCAUAUAUGGUGGGAUUGCCCAUUAGUUAAACCAUUGUGGAUAUGGGCAUUUAAUUCCAUCUAUACAGUUACAGGUAUUAGACUCAAUCAAAACCCGGUUACCGCCCUUUUACACUUGAAUUGGCAGUUAAAAUCGAAAAAACACACAUGUUAUGCUAUACAUUGUUUUGUUGCGGUCAAAAUCAAUAUAGCCAGACAUUGGAAGUCCUCAAAUUCUUUCCAGAAAUCUCGUUUGAUUGAUCAAAUUAUAUUUCAGUUAACAAUGGAAAAGAGAUUAUAACUAAUAAUACUGUCUUUUCCAAAAAAAAAAAAUGGUAUUCCAAUUGGCUUCAUAAACUUACCCAUAUUUAGUGGUAACAAAUUUACGGCUCGUGUCUCUUAUUUAUAUAACAAAGGGAAAAAAUGGACAAGAGAAGGGCAAAGAAAAGGAUAGGAAGAGGAAAGGAAAGGGAAGAAAGUAAAGGCAAUAGAAAAUGGAAAAGUGAGAAAAACUAUACAGUAUAAUUAUGGUCUGAAGGUUUCAAUUGGCUCCUUUGUUGUUUCAGCAAGUGUAUUUUCAUGUAAUAUUAUAUGAUAAUUAAUUCUGGUAUCUUUGAUAUAUUAGUAAGAAAGCUCUCCUGCUCUGUAUAGGUGGUGGUAUUAUUUAGUUGUUUUGGUCAUGUCUAUGUCUUUGUUCCUUUUUUUUUUUGUCUGAUUUAUUUCUAGUACACAAAUAACAAGACUUUGUACUAAAUGCUUGAUCGUUUCAUAUUAAUAGAAUACUCCUUGUUAUUGUUCUUUGUUGCUUAUUUGUGAUAUGUAAAAAUAAAAUAAAAACAUUUUCUCAAUAAAAAAUUAUUAUAAUAAAAAAAUAAAAAGAACAGUAGGGGACCAAUGACAGAACAUUGGGGAACACUAAAAAAAAUUUAAAAAAAUAAAUAAAAAAGAUAUGAUUGAAAAUGAAACCAUUUUGUUUUCAUGCAGGCUGUGUCAGUCACAGUCAGGGGAGGUGUGACUAGGGCUGCAUAAACAAAGUGAUUUAACUCCCAAAUGGCGAGAAUUGAGCAGUGAGGCUGCAUGGGCAUGAUCUAUACACCAAAACUGCUUCAUUAAGCUAAAGUUGUUUUGAUGGUUAUAGUAUCUCUUCAAACCUGAAAUUGGCAAAAGGUGAAGCUUCUGCCAUUAAUUGUUGUCAAUUCAAAAACAGGUAUCUCCUCGCAUAUUGUGAGCAUUGGUCUAUGGAGGAUCCCAGGGUCAAGCCGGAUCUACCAUAGACCUCUGUGCUGUAUUCACUCUCAGUUGUAAGUACUUGAUUGUGAGUACACCAGUAAUGCUGACUCCUGGUGAACGCAUUGCCAAGAACCGAAGGAGGAAGAUGUCAGCACCUAUAAGGGAGAGAUCCAUUGAGAAUAUUUCCAUUUGCCUUCACCCCUGGGCUACGUCACCCCUGGGCUACUGCACAUGGAUUGGGCAUGUCACCUUCAGGGGUCUUUUAACACAAAGUUUAGGUGAUUCUUCAUAUUUUAUCCAGCAGUGUGAUUUCCACAAUAAUUAAAGUUCUACUUUAACAAGCAGCAAGCAGUGGCUCAAUGCUUGUCUAUUGCACUCAUACUCUUUUUUUUUUUUUAAAUGCAGACUGUUCUCUGCCGAGAGGGGAUCUGAUAACCCUUAUGCUUCUACAUGGCCUGGUUGACUCACUGCAAGUUCUCAGUCCUGGCUCCUUGCCAGCCGACAUUUUCACAGGUAAGAUAUGCAGAGAGGCUGAGCAAGCUGUUUUAGAUGUCUCCACAGUUUGUACAUGUAAACGCCAGCCUUUUAAAUAUAUAUAUAUUUUGUUUUAUUCCAUUGUGGCAUAUCCACUAGACAGUGAAUUGAAAUCUAAAUUUUAACAAUCAAGACUGAAUUGUAAAAUUUAUUCCAAACAGUUAAAUGAGGAGCUCAUCUGUGGUGUUUGUCCAGUAAUAUCAAAGUCUCCAAUUGGAGCUCACGUUAUAGUCUAAAAAACUGUAAAUUUCACUCCAAGUGCAGCUCAAGCCCGUUUUAUAUUAUGUGCAUGUUACACUUUACAAAAAUUAAUUGACUCGCAGCUCUGCUCUUUCGGUUGACCUGGAGGGACUACAUGCAACAUUUGUGUCACAGAAAACAUAGUGUGACUGGACAAAUCUUUAAUUGGCUAACUUCAAAGAGCUCACUUUCUGAUUGGACCAGGCUCUUAGAAAUGAGUCAGGUAAUCUCCUGGAGAUUAUGAUACCAAGUGGAGGCACCUAAUGUAUUGACCCAAAGAACCAUCUAUUAAAACAAGAAAGAUGGUGCAAGGAACAACAGUAGAAUAAAUAUAUACAUUCCUAAUUCUGUAGGUUUGAGGCAAAUAGUAGAAAUGAAACAUCAAAUCUAAAGUGGCAUCAGACAUAAGACAAGAAGAAGGAAGUUUAAAGGUUUAGGAUAAAGAGAAGUAGGAAGUCUGGGUUAAUAUCUAGGACAGUGGAAUAAUUGUCUGCAUCCUAGAAAUGACUUUAUCAGUGUGGGGGAGACCGUGACCACAUCCUUCAUCUAUAAAUAAUCUUCAAAUGAACAAAUAGUAGCAUAGUAUUGUUCCUGUAACAGUGUGAUAUUAUCAUAAUGCUCAUGCAGCAACCCAAAAUAUAUGCAAAUAGUUUAUAAUGCUCUGAGCUGACUUGGGAUGUGAAACCACAUAGCAGCAGUUCUUAAAUCGCACCCACAGAGUGACUCAUGUCAGAAUUUAAAUCGUAACUCUUAGAUCAGCGUUUUUCAGCCAGUGUUCCACUAGCUGUCUAAUGACUGCAGCUGCCAUCACCCUAAGCCAGUCCCUGUUGUAGUUGUAGCUCCUGGAUUUUAUAGUGUGUCAAUCACUGCCGACAACACUCUUCGUAUGAUUAAUAAGCCAGAAGCCAGAAAACACAAUUUUGAUGCCAUUUUAUUUUAUUUUAUAGAAGGCAGAACUCUGUGUAGGUAUAGAGAUUUAUAAAAAGUGCCAUUCAGGAGUUAGCAGAUAAACAUUAGCAACACUUGUAUUGUCUGUCCCUUGUGAUUGGCGGCUCAUGUCAGAAUAACCUCUUCUGGCAUCGGCCCAAUAUUGCGGCCAGCUAGCAUGUGAUUUAAUAAACACGAGAUUUUAUUGUGAGCAGACUGGAUGGACCGAUUGGCUGGUAUCUGCUGCCAACAAUUAUUUUUCAGUUAUUAAAAGUCACUGAAGUUUUGAAAUAAUACCAUUCAAAGAAAACAUCCAGAAUGUAUUGUUAUGGUGUAAAUUCAAACAGGAGAUUCAGGGACCCCUGUGACAGUGGUUUCUACUUGUUGUAACCUUGUUUCCUGACACAUACAGAUCCCAGCUUUACCUGUCAGUCUGGUGUAAUAACCCUGCACGUCAAGCAAAAUUCAUCCAUAACUCUUCGUGAUGGAGACCUGUCUAAUGUCCUGGAACAGUUUGUGACUUCAGGAACCACCAUAGCUGUGGGCGUGAAUGCCACUGUGCUGCCAAGCUGCCAGGCUUCAUAUGCUACAACACUUCUUCCAGGUAAGGCAAUUCCUCAUUAGUAGUGCAAGAAGGACUUGGUGAUCUCAAGAGUUGUAUUUUGUGAAGAUCAGAUCUGUGGUUCAUUCUGUGUGCAGGACUGUCAUCGUUCUGUGAUGGAUAACUUCGGCACUCCGGAUUUUACUGAACUAUAUUUCUCACAUUUUACAUAUUUUAUGCCAAAAAAAUAACUUGGCUGAAAAAAAAAGACGUUUCAGAUUUUCCUUGCAUACCUAACAAUUUUGUCCUACAAUGUGCAACUCCCUUGUCAUUCCUCAACUAUUCCCAGUUUUGGAGAAAUAAUGAAACUGUUAUUACAAGACACAGAGGCUCAUGUUGUGCCAUAUCUUUCUUUACUUUAACAUCGGAGCAAAGAGAAUUAGUAAAUGAAUGAAAACAGAUUUUAAACAUUUACAUCAACUGACAUAAACGAAUAAAAUUCAUUCACUAAUUCUCUUUGCUUUUAUAUUUAAGUAAAGAAAGAUAUAUCAUAAUACUCGCCUCUGUCUUUACGUCAUGUUUUAGCAAAGUCAAUUCAGGUAUUGAUUCACUUUAAAUCUCAGAUUAGGGAUGUAGUAGACUUGUAAUAUUAACAUUUACACAAACACUUAUUAGAUAUUGUGGUUGAGUCUGAUGUACACUUUGAUUUGCAAUGCUGUUUCAUUCCUCAGACGUUUCGACGACCAGCCCUCCUGAUUCAAAGUCCCCUGCGGUAAUCAUCAGCGAAAUAAACCCCAAUACUCCUGGUGCUGCCGAGGAUACGGAGUUUGUGGAGCUUCAUAACCCUUUGAACUUCUCGGUCAGCCUUGCUGGGUACUGGCUGGUUUUCUAUAAUGGAAAGAACAACCUGGCGUAUUACACCCUAGAUCUCAAAGGCUAUAGGAUUGACAAGCGUGGCUACUUCCUAGUGGGUAGCGCUAAAGUGUCCCCAAAACCUAACGUUGCAAUGCCCUAUAACACCUUACAGAAUGGGGCAGAUGCAGUGGCUUUGUAUUAUCGUCCUGGAAAGGGCUACAAGAAAAAUAUGGAGGUGACAGCUGAUGGGUUGGUGGAUGCCGUGGUCUAUGUAUCCCAAGUUGGAGAUGACGCAGAGAGGCUUUUGAAGGAUCUUACACCAGGACAGGAAGCUGUGCAUGAGAACGAGAGAUUUCAUGAGGACGAUGAGUCUUUGAGUCGUUGCAAUGGGCUGGUGCCCCUGAGCCUGUCAAGCUUCCAGGUAAGUGGGCAGUAAGUGCAGCAAUGCACUCACUGUGGCAGGAGAGUGGCAUAUUUCAUGGUUAUUCGAGGUAGAGGGACUGACAAGAGUAUUGGCAAAAUAAAUAGUUUCUCCACCAGGUGAGAGCAGUAAUGGAAGUUAAGAAGUAUUUUUUGGCUACAAAAUAUAUCAGCAGCUCAACAAGAUGACUCCUAACUAUGUCUGGUAAAUGCAAAGAAACUCCAGGACUCCAAAUCUAGGUAUAUUUUGUGGCCAAUGUAUUCCACCAAAGAUAGUUCUAUCUGCCUCCUGAAUUCUACAAACAUUUCUAAUGCAGAAUGAUUUUACUAAUACCAAGAUCUCUGACGAAUAGCCAGUUAUUUAUGUGCCAAAAAUGUAUUCGUAAAUGUUAAAAAAAAAAAAAAAUGUAUCAAGUGUUUAUUUUCUUAUUCCUAUUUCCAGGUUACGAGAAUUACUCCUCUAGCAGAUAAUGACUGUACGACCAUAAGACCAUCCCUCCAUCCACAAAUGACCUCUUCCUCUGUCGUCACAUCUGGAACCCCUGUGAGCCUGAUGAUCAGUGAGGUUGGGGUGCUAACCGGUUCCGAGCCGUACAACUUCAUUGAGCUGAAGGGGCGACCGGGCACUAGAGUACAUGGAAUUACCCUGGUUCUGUAUGACAUGGAUGGAAAGGUGUAUGACCGGUUUGGACUGGAAGGUUUCCUAGGACUAAAUGGCUUCUAUGUGAUAAGCCUCAAUGCAACAAGUGGUAUGUAAGCUCCUCAGACCAGUAGCUUUUCUAAUGUUUAGAAAAUAUAUAAUCCGAGAUGAUGUGAUCCUUUAAAUAGGGAUGCUUAUAAAGAUCAUAGCAUCACGGCAAAGAUAAUGUGUAACCAGCCUGGAGAUAUAUGGGUUUUAUAAAAAAAAAAAAAUUCUAAUUCUUUAUUUUUGCAUGGAGUUACAGUUAGGUCUAUUACGCCACAGUAGCAGUAUGAGACCGACGUUCAAAAGCUGAUAACAUGGCAUAGGAAAUCCUGUGCACAUUUUUGUUUUUGUUGUUAAAGUAAUAUACAUGUCGGAACAAAAUGCAGUUAUGUUUAUAGUUGCAUACAGAUUAAUAAAGCUUGACUAUGUAGUCUAACAUUGACUAUCAUAGAGCAAUAACGUAUCGUUCUAAGGUUAGUGCUUAUUGGUUGGUUCACAUAACACAGCUGUGGUGGUGACAGGUGUAUGCACUGUGUGUUUAUGGUGUGUCAGCAGUGACCAGGUAAAUUCAGUGCAUGUGGAAUAGGGUUCUCUUCUGAAUGGUUGUGUCAUGGAUAGUAUUUGUGUGACAGGCUGUUUCUGCAGUUUGGUUAUCUUGCUUGGUGGGGAUUAUACCACUCACGCCUAAAUCAUUGAGCAGUCCGCCUGCUCAAUUCUAUGUGAGUACAUUUUACUAUUUAUACUCCUUAUAUAAGAUUUUAUACAGCGAGCACUAUUAGUUGUCUCUCUUCUCCCUUAUGAUCUACACAUCGGUGAAAGACUUAACCCUCUACACGUAUCCUACAAGCGGGGAUUAUACUGCUGUACGCUAUUCACACUAGAGCUGGCUUAAGCUCUACUAAAUGUGAGUAAGACUGUAUUAGACUCUGUUGUUAUAUACACCAUCUUUACCAGACGUACUGCCUUAUCACCUGUCUUUCUCUUCCACAUACGGAGUAAAAGACCAAUACUCUACGUAUCCUAUAAGCGGGGAUUGUACCGCUGUAUGCCAUCCACACUAGAGCUAGUUCAGCUAUACUACAUGUUAGUAGAAUUACCAUAGAUCUCUUCUUCCUGCAUAUCAACCCUCUCAUCAGACGUAUUUGCACCAUUAUUUGUUUAUUUCUUUACAUACGGAUCCUGAAAAGCCAUCUUCACGUGACCCUUAGAGAGAAUACCCCUCCACAUAGGCCGUCGGUGCCCCACCAGGCCCUACUAAAGACUUUGUUUUGGCACCACCUACAUUUUGGACUUUGUUCAUUCUCUAGGUGCACUUUAGUCAGCUUUGGUGCAACCUCCUUCUGUUUUGUCUUGUAUAUUAUCUUUGUUCAUAGGGCUUAGAGGGAACCCUAUUUUAGGUUGCUGCCUCCUACUUUUACCUAUUUAUAGGAUUGGUUUAAUUUAGCGCUGUUUCCUUCUUUUGUAUAUGAAUAGCUGUAUGUGCAGGGAGGGAGCACAGAAAGGGAAGGAAGGGAGAUACAGUUUUACACUUGCACAAGCUCUACCUGUGCGGAAUGCAAGGGUAGAAUCCACUAUAUCUGUCUCCAGCAUGCAGAGCGUACUGAUGGACGUAUUUUUUGCAUAGAACUUACAUUAGGCAGUCCAGCAAUUCACGAAUUUAAGAUACAAGGCUGGCUUUUUAUAAAAAUUGCUGCCAAGGUCACGUUUGCCAGGUUGCAACUAGACUACAGCACAAGAGUGAAGAUAACUGUGCAUGUCUAAAGGAAAGAAGGUAUUAGGUCGCGCCAGAAAAUGAAUGUAACAAGAUAAAACAGAUAGUACAACCGUAGAUAAAAACUGAAAUAUCUUCAUAUAAAACAGAUAAAACAUAUAUAUGUGUAAUAUGGUAAGUACUUACAUAUAUCAGUACAUAAAGAGAGAAAAAAAUAAAAAGUCCUAAAAUAAGCAGGGAAUGGUCACAUCCACUUGAGGAGAGGAAAUAGUCCAAAUGAAAUUGGAGAAAUGAAGGUAGCGUCUUGUUCCGGGUACCAAUAUGCAAAAGAGAACAAAAGGGAAAAUCCAAUAGUGUAGACUGUAUCUUCCGUUUCUUUGUGAGGAUUCAAAGUGAAAAAGUAUCACACUCACCUAUAUUGGAGCUUGGACUAGCUCAGGUGUACUUCACAUUCAGUGGUAUUGGUCCCCCACUGGUGGGAUAUAGACGUAUGCACGUAACGGAGAUCCUCAAGAGAGAAGAGGGUAACACAGAAUAGUGCUCACUGUAUAAAUGUUGUAAUUACGUAGAAAUAAAAUAUAUAUAGAAUACUCACAUUUAAGUGAGCAGGAUAUACUGCUCACUUGUAUGGCAUAGGUGGUAUAAUCCCCACCUAGGAUUCUUGAACGAAAUGGUAGUAAUGUAAAAGUAGUAACCAGUUCCAAAAAUGAAAAUAAAGUAAAUAAAAAAACUUAAAAUAAAAGAAAAGGUAUAUGGCAAAGAAAAAAGUAAUGUAUUAGCCAAUAAUCCUUUAUUGAUAAAAUAUAAAUUAAUAUAAGGUAAUAAAACAGCCAAAACGCGUUUCGCCACACAGGGCUUUUUCAACUGGCAAUAAAAAACAGAGACCUGGUUUACAAUGGUUUAAAUAACCUUUCAGUUCAUUAACAAAUUCGAAAUUGGCGCCAAAAUGACGUCAUAAUUUAUGCAAAAAAUAGUAAAACAACAUAUAUACGAUUAAGCAGUUAUUAUAAUAUUGGGUGAGCAAACAGAAACACUGCACAUACAGAUUCCUACCACCAUAACCACUUAUAUGAGCAGAAGUGGUCGUGUAGAUUGAGGUACCCUUGAAAAGCAUCUGAUACAUUUUGGACUCAUCAUGUGUUUUUCUCAACAUUCAAAUUUCUUGAUAUCUGUUAUGGAAAAACCUAAGUUUUGCAGCUUCGUUCAGCAUAACCCCACAUGAAAUAUUGCAAACUCCUACAAAGGAGAGACAACAGUGUAUGAAAACUGACAGGAUUUGGGCGGCUGGCUUAGGAGAUAUUAUGUAAAAAAACGUAGCAAUGGAAGAUGAAGGUACUGAGCAGCUGUACACUACGAUGAUUCUAAACUUUCCUUUGUUUCUAUAGAACAGCGACUACCAUCACUCUCACGCCCCAGCACUUUCAGCCCUGAGGCCCUGGCUUUGUACACAGGGAGUCCAGAGAGUUUCCCUGUGGGAUCAGGCCUCACUCAGAGAGGGCUUUUAGAUGCUGUAGUCUAUUCAUGGGAAAGCAGUUCUUCAAGUGAACUUCUGAGAGACCUGGGACAAGAGAGCAUCACUUUAUACGGCGAGCAAAGGUAAGUAAAAGGCCUGAUAAAGACUGCACCUACUAAUCAUUUUAUAACCAUUUUCUACCUGACCUAUAAUGGAACUCAUUGAUAGCUAAUUCUAGAGCUAUAUUUUUCUGUGGAAUGCUGGCAGAGCAUCGUGGAUCCUCAGGUGUCUUCAGGCCCGGACUGGCCAUCGGGCACACCGGGCAAAUGCCCGGUGGGCCGCGGUGGCAGUGGGGCCGAGGCCGGCAGGGGAGGUCCCAGGAUCUCCCCUGCCGGUCUAUGCAGGGCCGGCACUCUCCUAGCGCCGGCCCCGCUGUUUGCCACGACGGGCCGGUGGGGAGAUCAAGGAUCUCCCUGACCGGCCCACAUGCGGCCGCCGGCGGGGAGGGAGGGAGGGAGCCAGCCAGGCUGGAGAGAGGACCCGGCGGAGCUCUAACUUGCAGCUCCGCCGGGUUCCUCUCGCGAGAUCCGGUGCGUUGCCAUGGCAACGGCCGGAUCUCGCGUGAGUGAACUCUAGCCUCACAGGCUAGAGUUCACUCACCCACGAGGACCACCAGGGAACACUGCCACCCUGCCUCCCAGCGUGCCGGACCCCCCCUCCCAGGCUAAAGGUAAGAUAACAUUUAUACAGCACUCUCACACCCAUCACACAGAGCACUCACUCACACAGCACUCACACCCAUCGCACACAGCACUCUCACACCCAUCACACACAGCACUCUCACAGCACUCUCACACACACACAGCACUCUCUCACACAGCACUCUCACACCCAUCACACACAGCACUUUCACACACACAGCACUCUCUCACAGCACUCUCACACCCAUCACACUCACAGCACUCUCACACCCAUCACACUCACAGCACUCUCUCACAGCACUCUCACAGAGCACUCUCACACACACACAGCACUCUCUCACACAGCACUCUCACACCCAUCACACACAGCACUUUCACACACAUACACAAUACUUCCAAAUAUAUAUACACACACACACACACACACACACACACACUACACUCUUAAAGGACCACUCUAGCCACCCUGACCACUUCAGCUUAAUGAAGUGGUCUUGGUGCCAGGUCCUUCUAGGGUUAACCCAUUGUUUUAUAAACAUAGCAGUUUCAGAGAAACUGCUAUGUUUAUCAAUGGGUUAAGCCUUCCCCCAAAGCCUCUAGCAGCUGUCUCAUUGACAGCCGCUAGAGGUGCUUGCGUGCUUUUCACUGUGAAAAUCACAGUGAGAGCACGCAAGCGUCCAUAGGAAAGCAUUAUAAAUGCUUUCCUAUGCGACCGGCUGAAUGCGCGCGCAGCUCUUGCCGCGCGUGCGCAUUCAGCCGACGGGGCGGAUCGGAGGAGAGCUCCCCGCCCGGCGCUGGAAAAAGGUAAGUUUUAACCCCUUUCCAGAGCCGGGCGGGAGGGGGUCCCUGAGCCACAUAUGCAUCACAUUACACCACAAACACAACACGACUAAAACCGACCUUAUUACACAAUACCACACCACGACCAGCUCACUCUACACACACGCAAUACCACAAGCAGGCUCCAAACACAUGCACAAUUCUCUUUCCUGGCCUUUUGUCUCCUGGUAUCCAUUUAUAAAGACACCAGAGACAAGUUGCAAGGAAACACAGUGCAAGCAUGUUAUUAAAUUUGCUUGCACUGUGCAUAACAAAUACAGGACUUUUUUCUCAUGCUAGAGCUCUUCAGCAGAGCUCUGCGCAUGGUCUGCCCUGGAAGAGAAUUGACCCAACAUGCUCACUUUGAGAGGAGGCGUGUUUGUCAUUGGUGAUGACAAAACACACCUCCUCUGCCCCGCCCCCUUUUUAGUGGGCCGCUGUGUUAAAAAUAUGCCCGGGCCGAAUUUUUCUCCCAAUCCGUCCCUGGGUGUCUUCCAUCUUGUAACAUUGGUGGUUUAGCCAAUAAGUAGCCCACCUCUAACUGCUGCAGAUGUACAACUCAACUGAUGGUAUUCCAGCCUCAAGCCGUAAUGCAUUGUGGGAAUAGAAGUUCUUCAACAGUUGAGCACCUACCUAUUAAACGACAGCUGUCACUUCAAAACCAAUUUUUUUUUAAUCUGAUGUUUUUUAUUGAGAAUGUAUUGCAUGGAGACCACAUUUCACAUUAUAUAACAACAUAAAUGAUACUUAUGCAGUAGUGAUUACAUAUACAUCAAUUAAAAAAAAAAAUUAUGAUUUUAAGUUUACAUCAAACAUUAGAGAGAAGAGAGGGGUAAUUAGCUAUGGAAGGGUAACAGUGGGCUAGUGACGUAAUUGUGGAUUGAUAGAACAGACAGAGAGACCUCCCUUGGCUACCAGAGGGAGGAGGAUAGUGUUUUCCACCAGAGCAUCAUUUAACUCCUUUAAAUAUUACGUUCACUACAUGUCUCUCAACUCCUGAAAUCCUGGGCUUUCCUACAAACAAGGCAUGGGAGAGGAUAACAGUUAUUUGUGUUGGUAAGGGUGUGCGGCCUCAAAACUAUUUUUAACAUUAUAAACUUUUCAUAAAAUUUUGAAAGGAAAUAGAAUAUUUGAAGUAUAUGUUAAAAAUGAAGAAAAAAAUAAUCGUAUCCCUACAUUUAUUAUAUGACAGGAUCCUUCAGCCAUAUACAUACACCUUGGGUCAGUGUUUGAAAACCGACAUAUACGCUCUAUGGUCUUCCCGGCUUCACUCCCUGCACAGAAACUGGGAGGAUCAUAGAGACUAACUGUUGGUUAUUGAAUACUGUGCAACCCAAGGCACAUGUACAUGGCUGUAGGAUCUUGGCAUACACUAAAGAUAAGGAUGAGGGUUUUGUUUUUGUUUUUUUUUGGUUUUUUUUUCAUAUACAUAUACUUAAAAAUAUAUAUAUAUUUUCAAAACUUGAUAAAGGGAUUAUUAUAUUAAAGAUAGUUUAGGUGACAGUUGUCCUUUAAUGAUCCCCGCGGUAGAUGAUAAUAUGGUGAAAAUUAGGUUAGCAUGCUCCUCUUUUAUCGUUGAACACACCUUUACUUGUUUCACCUCCUUUGAUCCUUUCUCCAUUCUUUCUCGCUGUCUCCUGACCAUCCGUCUGUCUGUCCCUGGCUGUUACAGAUGAUUUAUACACAGGUAGGCUGAUAUUACUACAUGUCUCUUUACUAUCUCUUUCCUCAUAUUACAAAAUAUAAUUAAAUGUACAUCAAUUCAAGAAACGAGGCUGGCUUUUUAUAACAAUAAAAAAAUUGCUUCCAAAAUACAAGAGAAGCACAUUUGUCUCUGCAGGGAAAGUGGAUUACAUUAGACAACAGGGCUUACUCUCAUUGCCAUCAGUCUUAAAAACAGAAGGUGCUAAUUAAAAAGUGUAUAUUUCACAGGUAAAUAUAGAAUGUAGCGUUCAGGCCAUAUUUUCCUUAAGCAAACCUGAAGAAUGCAAUUAUUAUAUAUUUUUUUAAUGCCCCUUGUUAAAUUGGCACUUUUACAAUACUAAUCACUACUGCCACCUUAAACUUCAAAGGACAAUAUACAUUACUCAAAAAAAUAAAGGGAACACUUAAACAACACAAUGUAACUCCAAGUCAAUCACACUUCUGUGAAAUCAAACUGUCCACUUAGGAAGCAACACUGAGUGACAAUCAAUUUCACAUGCUGUUGUGCAAAUGGGAUAGACAACAGGUGGAAAUUACAGGCAAUUAGCAAGACACCCCCAAUAAAGGAGUGGUUCUGCAGGUGGUGACCACAGACCACUUCUCAGUUCCUAUGCUUCUUAGCUGAUGUUUUGGUCACUUUUGAAUGUUGGCAGUGCUUUCACUCUAGUGGUAACAUCAGACGGAGUCUACAACACACACAAGUGGCUCAGGUAGUGCAGCUCAUCCAGGAUGGCACAUCAAUGCGAGUUGUGGCAAGGUUUGCUGUGUCUGUCAGCGUAGUGUCCAGAGCAUGGAGGCACUACCAGGAGACAGGCCAGUACAUCAGGAGAUGUGGAGGAGGCCGUAGGAGGACAACAACCCAGCAGCAGGACCGCUACCUCUGCCUUUGUGCAAGGAGGAACAGGAGAAGCACUGCCAAAGCACUGCAAAAUGACCUCCAGCAGGCCACAAAUGUGCACGCGUCUGCUCAAAUGCUCAGAAACAGACUCCAUGAGGGUGGUAUGAGGGCCCGACGUCCACAGGUAGGGGUUGUGCUUACAGCCCAACACCGUGCAGGACGUUUGGCAUUUGCCAGAGAACACCAAGAUUGGCAAAUUCGCUACUGGCACCCUGUGCUCUUCACAAAUGAAAGCAGGUUCACACUGAGCACGUGACAGAAUCUGGAGACGUCGUGGAGAACGUUCUGCUGCCUGCAACAUCCUCCAGCAUGACCGGUUUGGCAGUGGGUCAGUAAUGGUGUGGGGUGGCAUUUCUUUGGGGGGCCACACAGCCCUCCAUGUGCUCGCCAGAGGUAGCCUGACUGCCAUUAGGUACCGAGAUGAGAUCUUCAGACCCCUUGUGAGACCAUAUGCUGGUGUGUUUGGCCCUGGGUUCCUCCUAAUGCAAGACAAUGCUAGACCUCAUGUGGCUGGAGUGUGUCAGAUGUUCCUGCAAGACGAAGGCAUUGAUGCUAUGGACUGGCCCGCCCAUUCCCCAGACCUGAAUCCAAUUGAGCACAUCUGGGACAUCAUGUCUCGCUCCAUCCACCAACGUCACGUUGCACCACAGACUGUCCAGGAGUUGGCAGAUGCUUUAGUCCAGGUCUGGGAGGAGAUCCCUCAGGAGACCAUCCGCCACCUCAUCAGGAGCAUGCACAGGCGUUGUAGGGAGGUCAUACAGGCACGUGGAGGCCACACACACUACUGAGCCUCAUUUUGACUUGUUUUAAGGACAUUACAUCAAAGUUGGAUCAACCUGUAGUGUGUUUUUCCACUUUAAUUUUGAGUGUGACUCCAAAUCCAGACCUCCAUGGGUUGAAAAAUUUGAUUUCCAUUUUUUAAUUUUUGUGUGAUUUUGUUGUCAGCACAUUCAACUAUGUAAAGAACAAAGUAUUUCAGAAGAAUAUUUAAUUCAUUCAGAUCUAGGAUCUGUUAUUUUUGUGUUCCCUUUAUUUUUUUGAGCAGUGUAUAUAUAUAUAUAUAUAUAUAUAUAUAUAGGGAAAGGAUCAGAGUAAAUAUAAGAUUUGAGGUUCAGUAAUUAUGCAACUAUCAUACUAAAUAUUAAAUAUUUCUGAUAAUGUAUAAAUAAUACCCAAUUUCCGCUCUGGCCCUAAGUGACAUUUUAUUGAGUGAUAAAUGCUGCUGUGUACUAUAGCUCUAUGUGACAUAAUACUCUCUAAAUCACUGUCCCUGAUUCUUAAUAUUCUUAUUUUUUUUGUGUGAAUAACCGUCACACCUCUCUGAGAUCUGUCGGUGUUUUGCCUUUCAGUAGUCUAACUGUAUAUGUUUAUUUAAUGCUCUUGGUGCCCAUCUGAUAGAUUGAUUAAUAUUGCAGGUUAUUCUCUGUGAGCCGAUGUCCUCAUAUUUUGGACUUCCAUAAUCCGCUCCUGUUGCCUGUACCACAGCCCAGUCCUGGUUCUGCCAACUUAUGCCCCUUCAGUUCCUCCCCAUUCCAACUGGACCUCUGCAUUAAGGACUCCAAUACAAGUAAUAUGCGAAAUGAGAUAAGCUGUAUUAUGCAUAAAACCAUGGCAAUGUACCUAUUUCCCUACUACAGCCUCUGUCCCCACUACUGCCCCUGUACCACCACUGCAUCCUUCCUACUAUUGCCCCACAGCUAUAUGUUUGUGUGUCAGUUUUCUCUACGUGUAAAUGUGUGUGUAUGUCAAUGUCCUCUGUGUGAAAAUGUGUGUAUGUAAGUGUCCUCUCUGUGUAAAAGUGUUCAUGUGUCAGUGUCAACUCUGUGUGUAAAUGUGUGUAAGUAUCCUCUGUUUGCAAGUGUGUGUCAGUGUCCUCUGUGUGUAAAUGUGUAUAAGUAUCCUCUGUUUGUAAGUGUGUCAGUGUCCUUUGUGUGUAAAUGUGUGGGUGUGUGUCAGUGUCCUCUGUGUAUAAGUGUGUGUCAGUGUCCUCUGUGUGUAAGUGUGCGUCUGUGUCCUUUGUGUGUAAAUGUGUGUGUGUGUCAGUGUCCUCUGUGUGUAAAUGUAUGUAAGUAUCCUCUGUGUGUAAGUGUGUGUCUGUGUCCUUUGUGUGUAAAUGUGUGUGUGUGUGUCAGUGUCCUCUGUGUGUAGCUGUGUGUGUCAGUAUCCCCUGUUUGUAACUAUUAUGUGUGUAUUAUAUAUUCAGUUUGUGACUUUUAUGUUUCACUUGGAAUUUAAAUCUAUAGAAAUUACUUUCCCGAGGCAGAGUACUUAGGAAUUAUUUUUUAGACCCGGAGAGGCACUUCUCCAUAGAAAGUUGAGAAUCACUGCUUCUCUUUGCCUCGUUACAGAUUGCUCAGGAUGGGAGCAGGUGAAGCAGCAGACUCUGGACGGUUUGAAGGUCACUCUUAGUGCGUCCAUUGAGCAGGACUGCUCUUGUUUUUCACCUCCAGCAUACAUACAAGGUAAAGACAAUUGUAUGUACAGAAACAACUGAAGUCAGUUUUUGCCUCACCUUUGUACCUAAAAAGGCUCACUGCUCAGACAUGCAAACAAAUUAAAGAAGUGCAAACAAAAAAACUGAAAACACCUCUUAAAAUCACUAAUAGAAUGAAUAAGAAAUGAAAUUACCCUUAAAAAUACACAAAUUAUUUAGAAAAAAGCCCUAUUAAUCUUCAGCAAUACAUAUAACAACAAAUCUACAGAAAAAAAAAUAAAAGGUGCAUAGACUACGGCCCUCAUACGAAAGAUAUGCCCUCAGUAAUUCUUCAUAAUAUUCCAUGUAAAAAAAAAAAAGGAUCAAAACAUAGCGCAUUUCUAAAAAGUAUAACAAACUCUACUAGAUAACUACACUUACAGGAUUGGGUAAGUGACACGACCAUUUAGGGUGGUAAGGUGAUAUGUUUGACUUGAUAUUUCAUCUUGUAAUUUCAAUUAUUUAUUAGCGUUUGUUAUACUUUUUAGAGUUGCGCUAUGUUUUGAUGCUUUUUCUUUACAUUGAAUACUAUGAAGAAUUACUGAGGGCAUAUCUUUUUAUCUUAACCUUGUUAGUGCAUCAUCCACUUCUCUUGUUAUGGUAUAUCCAGUACUACUCUAUGUACAUUUUAUUUUUCAUGUAGAUUUGUUGUUAACUAAAGAAGUGGUUGGCCUAAUGCACGGCACAGAGUAUUAAGGACCUUAAUACAUACGUACCUUUGAAUACCAUAUGCUAGUAGCUUACAGCUUACAUGAGCUGUGUACUUGUACUAUUAAUUCCAAACUGACGAUAUCUCUUAAAAGUACAAGUAAUAAUUCUCAAUAUUGAUUGCCUGCUUCCUUCUUUCAAUCCUACUCUCUAUAUCCCCCUUGUCUAGUUACAAUAUUCACUCGCUAGCCUCAUACUAGCUUCUUACCCCAGCGAGCUCCAUUCCUCCCUUUAAACAUCCACGUGAGAAAGUGGGAGAAUCCUGAUGUUCAGUCUUUAAACAGGAUUAGCAAAUGCACAGCGAUCCUGUACUCCUAGAUAGUGCUAUUUGCAUUGCCUGAGUACGCCGCUUCCUGGACUGAUCUUACACCCCGUCCCUCUUCUUCACCUUUGAAUAUACCAUCUUCACCUCUUUCCCUCGCCUCUUAUCCCACUGUUUAUAGUUGUUUUUAGCACAUUGAUGUGAUUUAUACUCAUAUUUCAGCAAAUACUUGUGCACUCUCUUACAUUUAAUUAUAUAAAUUUUUGAUGCAAUAAGCUUUCCUAUUUCCUCCUCGAUACCCCAGUGUCUUUUUUUAUGAAUCAUUGCCAGCAGCCUCACAGCAGUCAAACAUAUCUUCAUAUAUGUCUCUCCUAGAUCUAAAGGUCAGGUGUGCGAAGAGCAGACUGUCCAUCUCGGGCGAAGCUUUAACAUUUCACAAGGACCAACAUCUCAUCCAAACCUGGAAUACGAACCUCCUUAAUCAGCCCUUCACCCUACAUGACAGAUCCUUUGGCUCUCUUACUGGAUGCAGUGCCCAAGGUAAUGGGAUGAUUUUGUUUGACAUAGAAAAUGUGUUUCUCUUGCCCUGUCAGUAUAUCAUGUCUCCCCUCUAAUUCUGCACCCUCAAUAUAUUCAGUGAGGAUUUAUUUAUUAAAUGUUACUCAUCCCAUAACUUUGUGUGCUGCUCCCUCCUAUUUCAAUAAUGCUAUAAACACAUAAGACAUCUGUUUCCAGCCUGGGACACCCUAUACUGGCUAUAAAUAGUAGGAUUCAAUCAGACCAGGCAGCCCCCAGUCAAGGGUGAUAUUCUGUGUCUCUCAGCUCCAUGCUUGCCGCAUGUCAGAUAGGGUGUCAUCUGUAAACUUAGUGGCCAGAUGGGGGUACUGUUCCACAGUAAAGGUCAGCUGUCAAACCUAGAGCAGGAUGUCUGCUGGAGAAAUCGUGGCUUCGUACAGCUAGGGAGAUCAGUAAAAUCAAUAUAUUUUAUAUAAAUUGAAUGUCAGAAUGACAGUGACCUGUUCACUGCAUUAUUUAUUUUAAAGCACCCAUGGCGGCAUACUAUAUUAGGUCCCUACUCAAUUAUUUAACAGACCCCUUCCCACGAAUGGCUGCCCAGUCAUUAGUGUUAAACAUUUAGCAGAUAUGUGACAGGUGGGGGCAUAGGGAGCUUUUACACCCCCUUAUAGUAAUAUGGGGGUCUUAUUGACCCCUAUUUUUUUUAUAUGUUUUUAUUAAUAAAUUUAUUCAUAAACUAUUUUAAUGUUCGCCAGCUGCCAAAUAAUUAACCCUUAUGCUGCCAAGGAUUUUUUUUGUUUUAUAUUCUAUAUUUAUGUCGUGCAGUGAUGAUACAGAAGUAAAUAAAGACAUUGGUUGCAUGUAUAGAUAAGGAAGAAAUACAAGCAAAUGUAGCAAGUAAUGUCGGGUUAAGCUGCACUUUUCUUUUUUGUGAUAUAUAUGUAUAAUGAGAUAAUACAGGCUAGACAUAGAUGGCUGGGCCUUACUGAAUAAUAGUACAGCUAUCAAAAAAUAUAUAAAGAGGAACAUGCUGAACUGACAAGCCUGAAAGGGUCUUCCAUAAAAGUGUCAUACGGCUAAUGGUAUUAACUAGACCUGAGGAACAAAAAGAUCAGUGGUGUAUGCUAGUCACACACAACUAUAUGCAAACAAGAAUUAAAGGAUCAAUAUAGGGUCAGGAACACAAACAUGUAUUCCUGAUCCUAUAGUGCCACCAUUUAGCUCCCCCUAUAAAAGUUUAAAACUCACCUUAUUUCAAGCGCUGUGCUGGUCUGCCGGCGCUGGCUCCGCCCCCUUUGUGACAUCUUUGCUUUCCCAUUGGAUUGGCUAAAAUCGGCACGGGGGCGGGGCCAAAUGACGUUUUGGCCAAUCAGGACCUCCUCGUAGAGAUGCAUCGAAUCAGUGCAUCUCUAUGAGGAAAAUUCAGUGUCUCCAUGGGGACACUGAACGGCAGAGCUGCCUACUGUGCAGCACUGAGCCAGGAAGCACCUCCAGUGGCCAUCUAAGGAGUGGCCACUUGGAGGUGUCCAUAGGGGCAAUGUAAACACUGCCUAUUCUCUGAAAAGACAGUGUUUGCAUGAAAAUGCCUGAAGGGAGAUAUUCUACUCACCAGAACAAGUACAUUAAGCUGUAGUUGUUCUGGUGACUAUAGUGUCCCUUUAAGCCUAAUAACAGGAGCCCUUCCAGACCAGUACAAGAUAGAUUAAUAAGUGGUAUAUGGUUGUGAGAACACAUGCUAGGUGAGUAGAGACAUAGAUUCCACUGGCUGAGAGCUACUAAAGUGAAACAUAAGAAUAAACAUUGAGAGUCAAACAAUAAACGUCAGUCACUGCAUUGCUAGGUAAUAGCUGCUUGAGUAUAUAAGCCAGCCAUCUCGUCCACUCAACCAAUGCCAAUAGGAGGCCACGCUAGAAAGCCCAUCUCGGUGCCUUUUGUAAGUAGUGUAGAGGGGUGCUGUAGGUAUUCCAACAGGGCAGUUUGGUACUCCAUGCCUUCCCACCACCUCUUGCCCGGGUCAUAAAAGAAGACAUUUAAGUGUCCAUUCGAUCCAUGCGGCAGGACCACAGGGGCUUUGAAGCUCGGUGCACCCCACAGGCAUAUGGACGGCUAGGUGGUUGCAGCUCCACCUGGGAUCUCAGCCCAGGGGAGGAACAGCGUGCUGGAGCAAGCACUUCACCCGGAGAAGACCCCUUCACUCUCCCGUCUGCCUCCUGCUGUGGAGGUGGUGUUGCCAUGAUUCAAGCUUCCAGCUUAGCCCAAAAGUGGUGGAAAAUCGCAUCCAGUCGCUGCUCAAAUGGGUCCAGUUCGGCACGUCGGGCCUGCUCAAUCUGCGCUGGCUCGUACUCAGGAUCUGAGUGUCCCCCCGUCAUUUUGGAGGGUUUAGCUUUGGUCGUUGGUCGCUGCUUCCAGAGGGCCACAGAGUUAUGUGGAGUGGGCCUGUGGGGACUAAGGGGGGUACGGGGCUCUUGAUGCAACAGAGCAGCCCAGGCAGUCCCCGCUGUGAGAUCAGCCGCCUCUCCCGCCGAGAUACAUUAGGCCACAAUCCAUCACAGGACACAGUUGGAGCACAGCAAGAGUUGUCUGUCCCAACAUCGGCACCGGUGUUGUCCACAAGAUGCCAGACGUCGGUGACAUUUGCCGGGGAUCGCUUAUUAUGGGAAGUAAAUGCCUUAUUUCAUUUAUGUUGCAGGUUUCACAGGAGCUCUAGCUCCCUGCAACCUCUCAGCAUGGCGGUCAGGGCCCGCCCCCACUGCCAAGGAUUUUUAACUAUUUGCCAACUGGUUGCUAGUGCUGUCGGCAUGCAAAUAGUACCUAAAAUGAUCAUUCACUUUCAAAAAAAAGCGGCAUUCGGUGCCAAAAAAUUGGUGCUUCAUGCAUAAUACGAAUUCUAUACUUUAUACAGGAUUCGGAUGACAAAGCAAAGAUUUUAAUACAGACACCAAAUGCAUUAAGGUGAUUGCUGCAGGUUUGCUCAGACCAACUCAACUCUUACCGUAUUUGGCUUUAGUAAAUAUAAUAAUUACCACUGCAGUGGGAACAUGGCCAUUUUUACCAUUUAAAACAGUGUGUAAUACAUAUUAUAUACAGAGCAGUGUGUUAUAUAGAAUUGUAUACAGAGUAACAUACAGCAUUAUAUACAGAAUAGUAGUGUGUUAUAUAAUAUUAUAUACAGUGUUGUGUGCGAUACUAUAUACAGAGUAACAUACAUCAUUAUAUACAGAGUAGUAGUGUGUUAUAUAAUAUUAUAUACAGUGUUGUGUGCGAUAUUAUAUACAGAGUAACAUACAUCAUUAUAUACAGAGUAGUAGUGUGUUAUAUAAUAUUAUAUACAGUGCUGUGUGCGAUAUUAUAUACCGAGUAACAUACAUCAUUAUAUACAGAGUAGUAGUGUGUAAUAUAGUAUUAUAUACAGUGCUGUGUGCGAUAUUAUAUACCGAGUAACAUACAGCUUUAUAUACGGAGUAGUAGUGUGUUAUAUAGUAUUAUAUACAGUGUUGUGUGCGAUAUUAUAUACAGAGUAACAUACAUCAUUAUAUACAGAGUAGUAGUGUGUUAUAUAAUAUUAUAUACAGUGCUGUGUGCGAUAUUAUAUACCGAGUAACAUACAUCAUUAUAUACAGAGUAGUAGUGUGUAAUAUAGUAUUAUAUACAGUGCUGUGUGUGAUAUUAUAUACCGAGUAACAUACAGCUUUAUAUACGGAGUAGUAGUGUGUUAUAUAGUAUUAUAUACAGUGUUGUGUGCGAUAUUAUAUACAGUGUUUGAUACAUAGUAAUAUACAGCAAUAUAUACAGAGUAGUAGUGUGUUAUAUAAUAUUAUAUACAGUGUUGUGUGCGAUAUUAUAUACAGAGUAACAUACAUCAUUAUAUACAGAGUAGUAGUGUGUUAUAUAGUAUUAUAUACAGUGUUGUGUGCGAUAUUAUAUACAGAGUAACAUACAUCAUUAUAUACAGAGUAGUAGUGUGUUAUAUAGUAUUAUAUACAGUGCUGUGUGCGAUAUUAUAUACAGAGUAACAUACAGCUUUAUAUACAGAGUAGUACUGUGUAAUAUAGUAUUAUAUACAGUGUUGUGUGCGAUAUUAUAUACAGUGUUUGAUACAUAGUAAUAUACAGCAAUAUAUACGGAGUAGUAGUGUGUUAUAUAGUAUUAUAUACAGUGUUGGAUGCAGCAAUGUAACAUGACAUAAAAUAUUGAUUCUACUUUUACUUUAUUGUUAAUUACUUUCUUGUCCUGACUGCUGGCACAUAGCACCAGAUUUCAAUUCACUACUGAAUAAAAUAAUAGCUGAGUUGAAAACAUAGUUUUUGGCCUAAACGUUAAAAUUCAUUUUAAAUAGAUUAAAACCCAGACUUUUUGAAUAACCUUGGCUGUUAUCCUGUUAUCACAAGGCAGCUAUAUAUAAGACCUUGCAAGUUUUAUUUAACAGACUGCAAUACCAAUAUAAAAUGCUCCUUGUAUAUUGGUGUUGCAGGCUGUUAUACAGGAACCUGGAUGUAAUUGUCUCUCUGAUUCUCCUAUUAGGAACCUUCAAGGCAUGGCACGUGGCAGUCCUGGUGCUCCUAACCCUGCUGUUGAUAUUUGGCGCAGUCGCACUAUUAGUCUACCUUCGGAAAAGGUUUGUGGUUUUGAACACUGAUGGAAAAGCGUGGAGGAGGGAAUUAUACCGUCGAUUUCUUAGGAAAUCAAUAACAAUGUGACUAAAUGGAAGAGGAAACAAUAAAAAAAUUAAAAAACAUACUUUCAGUAAUAUUACACUAAAACUAAAGAAGUGACGGGCAGUCAUAGGCCUUUGACCUCUACAGGCACAAAAUGAUUUAAAACCUAAAGGGAAUGUGUCACAAAAAACAUUGUAAACCACCCUUUUCAUUUGAUGUACCUUCUUUUAAAUUAAUAAUAACGAAUUAGCAAAAAUUAUCUCACUGUUCAGUUCAAUCUUGGCACAGCCAGGGCACACAUUGCAAAUGAGGAAGAGAAAAAGAAACAUUGUUUCUUAUCCUCCUCUUCUUUGUAUGAUCUCUCUGUGCUGACUGGCAGGUGCUAAGAAAAGAGCUUUUAACAAUCACUGGCAGGGAACUAAGAUGGCGGCGCCCAGUAGCAGGAUAAAAUGGUAAGGAUUUAUUGAGAGAGGGAGAGAGAGAGUGUGCAUAUAUAUAACUAAACAUAACACACCUGUCUAUGUCUAGAAAAGAGUAUUAAAAGAAUUGUUAAACAGAAAACAGAUGAUAGGUGGGUGGAGCAAGAGGGAAAAAAUGCAGGCAAGCCACUGUCUAGAGGUCAGUCCCAACCUCAAACCAAAGAACAAAACUGAAUACAAUAUCGGAUAACAGGGCGCCACAACACCUUAAUUGCCCAUAAUGGGAUUCCCAUAAGAAGAGGAAAUAAUCAAUAAAAAUAUAACAUUCAGUUUAUUAAAGAUAAAAUUAAAAAUCAAGUUUAGGCAAUAGCACAACACAUGUGCAAUUAUUGCAAUAUAUAAGCCAAAGUUGACAAAAAAAAACCCUUAGCAGCUUUAAAGGACCACUAUAGGCACCCAGACCACUUCAGCUUAAUGAAGUGGUCUGGGUGCCAGGUCCAUCUAGGGUUAAUCCUUUUUUCUAUAAACAUAGCAGUUUCAGAGAAACUGCUAUGUUUACAUUAGGGUUAAUCCAGCCUCAAGUGGCUGUCUCAUUGACAGCCGCUAGAGGCGCUUGCGUGCUUCUCACUGUGAUUUUCACAGUGAGAAGACGCCAGCGUCCAUAGGAAAGCAUUGUGAAUGCUUUCCUAUGAGACUGGCUGAAUGCGCGCGCAGCUCUUGCCGUGCAUGCGCAUUCAGCCGAGGAGAGUUCCCUGCCCGGCGCUGGAGGAAGAGGUAAGUUUAACCCCUUCCUCUCCAUCCAACCUGGCGGGAGGGGGUCCCUGAGUGUGGGGGCACCCUCAGGGCACUAUAGUGCCAGGAAAAGGAGUAUGGGGAUACUGGGGAAGUCGGAUUGUGUUGUCCUCCUCUUAUCGGAAUCCCAUUAUGGGUAACUAACGUGAUUAUGGUGCCCUGUUAUCUGAUAUUGAUAUGUUGCCUUGCUCUUUGCGUUGAUGCUUUGGAUAGGGUGGCCAGAUUGUAUUACUCUUUGCUUGUAAAUGAGUUGAAAUAAAAUACAUACAGCUGGAGAAAUGUCCUGCACUGCGCUGAUGAUCUUUAUUUCUGCAUUGCAGGCGACCUCAGAAUUACACCAGCAUUGAAAUGAACGCACACAGAGAGCUCAUAUCAGAGUAUUAGCAAGCUUGCAAACAGGAGCAACGAGAAAAAUCGAAGAUUGAAGACCUUCUGUUUGCUCUGCACGGACCAAUCAAAGCUUGUGGUUUUGGUAGCAGUGGGUUAAGAAGAGAACUGCGCUUUAGAAUGACUAUUUCUCCAUGUUCCCCUAUCACUCUGUGAAACUGGAGGUCUCUAGUUUGAAAACAGGAAAAGGCAAAAGGGUGCAAAUCUGGAACAACAUAAUGCUUUGGGUACUUCCAAGUUAAAUGUAUAUUAGAAGUGUUUUGUUUUUAAUUUUACCAAGUCCAAACUUCUAUGCCAGUGAACAUUGAAGGAGUCUCCAGUUAAGCCACGAUUUCAUUAAUAGCCAUGUGAUGCCGCAGUGGGCUUGUGAAUAUGAUGAACACCUCGCUGCUGUUCCAGGUUUAUAGGAAAUCCCACACAGUGGGGUAGAUGUACUAUGAGGCCUGCGGGUCUAACGUUUAAGAUCCUGAUAUGUAAAUUUGAAUUAAAAUAAUGGUACGCAGACAGUUUUUAUCCGUAUUGAUUCCACAAAUGUCACUUGACUUCUAUAAAUGAUACAAAUAGAUAUUUUUUUGAUACUUUGCAAAAUGCUGCAUUGCCAUGGAUACUUGGAAUGAGAGACACUUUCAUCUGUUGACUUUAUGCUCAUUAACUAAUAAUUGAAUUGGGGUUUUCAGUUCUCAUGUAACAAUCUAAGAAUUACAACUUCAAUUCUCCACCCAGUUCCCCUACAAUCCACAGCAUUGUGCAGGGUCUCAGUUAUGCAAUGUUAAAAACUGAACUUUAGCCUUUGCAUUUUCUUUGCCAAAAUCUGUUUACAUUACUUUAAAACAAUACUACCAGUCAAAUUCCUUUCUGUAAAUGCUUUAGUAAGUUUAGAUGUAGUUACCACUUGAAUAUAAAGUUUGUCUCCUUUGUAGACAUUACAAUUUGUUUUUGUUUUUUAAAAUGUCAAACCAUUUGAUUACACAAAAUAACUCUUAAAACUGUCGGCAACCAAUCAUAACCUGAGGUUCAAACAGAUGAACGGUUUAACUACGAACAUUCCGCUGUGCAGAGGAGAGGAAAUGGUCCGAACUUGUCCGAUUGUACACAUGCGAAAUGAGGAAGAUUACUGUAACUUUUAUAAUGAAAAGAAAAAAAGAGGGGAAAAAAAACCCCCAAACAUUGCAAACUCUUUCAGCAGAUUACUUAUCAAGUUUUGUACAUAAUUUGUUUUGUAUUAAACAUGCCAGUUUUCACUGGUUUCCCAGAGUGUGACUGAUUAUUUAAGUGUAAGUUAUCUUACCAUUCAGAUGAGAAAACAAUGUGGAGCGUGAAUUAAUGGGGCUAAAAUGAAACAUGAUCCUGGAGGAAUGUGCUAAAAACUGAGCAAUCACCAUGCAUAGUCAGCAUAGUCAUUAAGUUAAUAUUGAACGUGUUGUUGAACUAAAAUUCCCAUAAUCCCAGCAACACAGUAUUUAUUCAAAAGUCGAUAGAUUAUUAUUGAAUGAGAACUGGGGAGUGGAUGUUAGUUACACAUCUACUACGGAUACCGAAGAACUUACAAAAAGGGUUCGUUUUGAACAGAGUUGGCUUCAAGGCAGAACUACAAGGAAUCAUGGGAUUUGUAGUCUUGUAACAGCUGAGAGUCUACCUAUUUGACAUCACUGGCCUAAAAGUAUUCAGAAACACUCCAGCUGUAACUCUCUAUUGUGUUUUUAGCUAUAAAUUAUAAUGAGUGAUAUGUAUGGGAAAGAGAACAUAUAAGGUUCAUUCACUGAAUGAACAGUUUUAGGACACAAGACAAAGAUCAAGUUCCUGUUACAAGUUUGUGGUUUAGUUAGCAGUGAGUCUCUGAAAAUAUUUGGGGAAAGUCAGUCUGAUUUAACCUCGGCCGAGUCUCAGAUCACAAGGGGCUCCACAGCAAUGGGCUGCAAUGUGGCUCUAACCAGGAACCACAUCCUGUGAUCAGAGACACUUUGCUUGAAUGGGAGAAUUGUUGCUCACUUGCCAGAGGUAAACCAGUUUUGGACCUUAGGAUCCAGCCCCUGAUAACUGCAUGAAUCAUACUGCAAUCACCAUAGCCGAUAAAUCGGAUUUCCUGCUAUGGUUGAAAUAUUUAAUGGAGGAACAUUUACACAUUAUUGCUCCAUUUCCUUAGGUACAAUGAUAAAGAGAGCAAAACAGAACUGUUGUCACCAGCCUUACACACACAUAAGUGAAGGUUGCUGAAAAAUGAACGAACCCAGGCUGUGCUGCUCUCUGCCUCUGGGUUAUCUGAAACUCACACAGGACUAUUCACUUAAUUGAAAAUUCAAAUUUAAGGCCAAUGUAGCUAAACUGGAUGCAUAGCAGAGUUAGAUCAUUUUUCCAGUUCAGAUACUUUGAAUUCUCUCCUUAGUGAAUAACCCUGGUAGGCUUCCCAAACAAAUCACAUUGGUUGCGCUCUUCCCGGUGGGAUAGAGACGGUUCACUUUGUGAGCGGAGAACACACAAAAAUAAAAAGUUUUUCCAACUGUUAUUACUUUUUACCAAUGUGUUGUCCAUUCAACAUAACUCACCAUUUAGUAAAUGAGCCCUACAUUACUGUAGAGCAUAUACCAUUAUUAGACAAUAGAGUAAAGUAAAGAGGCACUCUAAGUACCUUAAAGGGACACUACACUGCCCAAACACAAAAUAAAGAAAAAUCACUGUUUAGUAGAUAUACCCCAAAUGAAAACUUGCAUUUAUCUAAUUAUGCAAUUUUUUUUAAUUGGAGUUAUAUCUAAAAACAAUUUGCAAAAACUGCAGGCCUCUUAUCUACAGCCUUUGCAAGCCCUCU
This is a messenger RNA of Pelobates cultripes (western spadefoot toad), 44080 nucleotides long. NCBI's taxonomy places the organism in Eukaryota, Metazoa, Chordata, Amphibia, Anura, Pelobatidae. The record is from the annotation of a GenBank genome assembly.